AUAGAAGUUGGCAAACUUCAUUUUAACGCAAACCAACUUUGGUCCAUUCUAGCUACUGCCAGUUUGUUCUAUAGUUAAUAAGUUAAUCUACAUCAAUCUGAUAAAGUUAUAAGUUUUACUCGUGCUUUCAAAUGCAUUAGUAAACCUAAAUCUGAUUAAGCUCAGUUCGAACCUGUAAUCAUGAUCAACGAGAUUUUCAAAGAAAUCAACAAAUCGAAUUUCGCCGCUAACGGAGAUUCAAUUGAUAAAUUGGUCAGUUUUUACACAGUGCUAAUUUACAUAAUUGGCGCCAUAUUCCUCAGCGUUUCUCCUUUCGUUGCCGGAUUUUUCCAGUGCUACACUCCGGCUGAGUACAGACCGGGGUGGGUCCAAUAUGCCACCCGUUACUGCUACCUGAAGAACUCAUUCUAUAUCCCGUUCAAAAAUGACGAGGGUGAUGAUGACGUUCUCAUUGCUGAACACAUGCGAAGCGGGGAUGCUUUGGAGAUCACAUAUUACCAAUGGAUCCCGUACUACCUCGCCUUUUCCUCGAUUCUCUUCAUGAUUCCCUACAUAUACUGGACGUCAAUCACAAAAAUGGCAGGAGUUGACUUGGAAUACCUGAUCACACAGGCUGCAAAGUUUGACGUGAGCUGCUCGAAGGAAAAUCGUGAAAAGACGAUCAAAUCUCUUGCUGAUUACAUCGAUAUUUACCUGGACAAUCAGGAACAAAUUCCUGGAAGGAAAAGUUGCACGGAAAAGAUGAUGGACAUGUUUAAGUGUUGCAGCAACCAUAAGGGGAACUUAAUGGGGAACAACUACUUUUUCUCCAAACUCAUGUACAUUGCCAUAAUUGGACUUCAACUGUACUCCUUGUGCAAAUUUCUGGGCAUGAACCUAAUUUUCUACUCAUUCGAUCCAAAAACAUUCGGCGACUUGAUUCUGACUCACUCGUUUGAAUGGCGUGAAAAGGAACUUUUCCCACUCGUCACGUACUGCAACUUCACCAAACAAAUCGAACACGGGCAGGAGGAAAAGCGGUUUAUUCAGUGUUCGAUGCCGAAUAAUAUUUUCAACGAGCGAUACUUUGUGCUUGUUUGCUAUUGGCUCGUCGCGUUGUUCGCUUUGAUGGUGUACUCGGCCUUUUCGUGGUUCAACAUGAUUUUUCUCGGAAUGAGACGAGACGUCUACGUGAAAAACUUGAUCCGAGUGACAGAGGAGUUUCCGAAAGAAGAAGGGAGUUUGGACAAGGAACGACUUCGCGAAUUUGUGUCUUGGUACCUGCAGCAAGACGGAAUCUUCGUAUUCCGAAUGAUCGAAACCAACACCAGCCGAGUCGUAGCUUCCGAGAUCAUGUGCAAACUGUGGGAGCAUUUCAACUCUAAUUAUGAAGAGGAGAAAAAGCACCGAAGACAGAAAUCGGGAAAGAAGCCUCCGGGUCGGGAGUCUUCGGAGAUGUCAAACAUGGGAGAUGAUGAGGAAUAUGAUGGGUAUGAUCCGAAGUCAGAAGUGGCAGGGUCUUCGACCGCCUAAAUCAUUCAACUUUGAUUGAAGAGUGAAUGCAACUAAAAUAGCUAUUUUACUACUACAAAAUAACUUCAGGUUGUUGGCUGGUUUUCAGGUUUCAGAUUUUCAGUGAUUUUUUAAGAAAAAAAAUAUUAUAAAAAUUGAUUUAUUUGUAAUAUGAUGUUUAUAUUUUGGACUCGGUAAUGAAAUUGUGGCCAACGAUUUGAUAGAGGCAAAUUUUCCAGAGCGAUUGACGACCAAACAAAGAAAAGAAAAAAGAACCAUUGAUAUCAUCAUAAUUGAGCAUAUUAAUCUAUUAGUAGUAUGAAUUCGAUAUUAAAAUUUGAAAACUA
Messenger RNA from Symsagittifera roscoffensis, 1838 nucleotides. Its product is annotated as innexin unc-7-like. The record is from RefSeq and is a predicted model, not a curated record. Gene Ontology annotation, molecular function: gap junction channel activity. NCBI's taxonomy places the organism in Eukaryota, Metazoa, Xenacoelomorpha, Acoela, Convolutidae. Bases 181 to 1512 code for a protein of 443 amino acids. Gene Ontology annotation, cellular component: plasma membrane; gap junction. The transcript has a single exon.